GAUGAGUGUGGUGUCCAUGGGCAUCGUCACCCUUACCUGGUGCGUUCUGGGCUUCUCCUGGGCGUUCGGGAACGGGGGGCCCAUCAUCGGCAACUUUGACUACGCUCUCUUCAUGAACCUGGACCUGAAGAUGUGGGAUGAGUCUGGCCUCCCUGCCUUGGCUUUUGCCUGCUUCCAGAUGACUUUCGCCAUCAUCGCGUCCGCUAUCAUCUCGGGAUCUCUCGUGGAGCGCAUGCGCUUCAGCGCAUACGCGGCCAUGCUGGCCCUUUGGUCUCUUCUCAUCUACGCGCCUCUUUGCCAUUGGGUUUGGGGUGGUGGCUGGAUCGGGGAGCUGGGGGCUCUGGACUUCGCAGGAGGCACCGUUGUGCACAUCAGCUCCGGCGUGUCCGGCUACGUCGCAGGGUUCAUCGUGGGCCCGCGAAGGCACGUUGAGAAG
This is a messenger RNA of Symbiodinium pilosum, 436 nucleotides long. NCBI's taxonomy places the organism in Eukaryota, Dinophyceae, Suessiales, Symbiodiniaceae. The record is from the annotation of a GenBank genome assembly.